Messenger RNA from Papilio polytes (common Mormon), 569 nucleotides. RefSeq names its product RNA exonuclease 4-like. The coding region runs from base 74 to 556 and encodes 160 amino acids. Gene Ontology annotation, cellular component: nucleus. NCBI's taxonomy places the organism in Eukaryota, Metazoa, Arthropoda, Insecta, Lepidoptera, Papilionidae. Gene Ontology annotation, biological process: rRNA processing. The transcript is spliced from 2 exons. The record is from RefSeq and is a predicted model, not a curated record. Gene Ontology annotation, molecular function: 3'-5' exonuclease activity; nucleic acid binding.
AGUAUAAAUUCGUUUCUAGACGUAGUCUCAAAGUUUAGUCUUCUUAAAAAAUUAUUUUAUUAAAGCCGCUAAAAUGAGUAAUUACAUUGCUAUGGAUUGUGAGAUGGUUGGAAGUGGCAACCGAAGUCUAUUGGCACGUGUUUCGUUGGUUAAUAGCUCUGGAUCCCUCGUUUAUGAUAAAUAUGUAAAACCAACGCAACCAGUGACUGAUUACCGCACUUUUGUAAGUGGGAUAAAGCAACACCAUUUGAAUUCGGGAGAAAAUUUUAAUACGGUUCAAAGGGAAGUGCAGAAUUUGAUCCGUGGAAAAAUUUUAGUUGGCCAUUCUCUUCAUUUUGACUUGGCAGCAUUGAGUCUUUCACAUCCAGAAACAGACAUAAGAGACAUUGCUAAAUAUGAGCCAUUUAAAAGGCUUAACAAUGGGAAUACUCCAUCGCUGCAGUUGUUGGCUCAACAUUACCUGCGACAGAACAUUCAGUCCGGGGAGCACGACUCGGCCGAAGACGCGAAAGUCGCUAUGAAAGUGUACCAAGCAGUGGCCAGUAACUGGCGUUAAAAAAAAAUCAAUA